Molecule: messenger RNA, 510 nt
Organism: Aphanomyces astaci
Lineage: Eukaryota; Oomycota; Saprolegniomycetes; Saprolegniales; Verrucalvaceae
Exons: 3
Coding region: 1-510 (169 amino acids)
Source: RefSeq, a predicted model, not a curated record
AUGGACAAGUUCAUAACCGACCUCGGUUCAGAGGGAAUCCGCACGCUGACGAACUUCACUGUCACUGAGUUUGAGACUCUUUGGUCCUUCGUGGACACUGCCAUGCAAUCGGCUUGGAUGGAAGGGCGCGGUCGUCGAUCUCCUACGAGCACGAAGGACGCCAUGUUCAUGGCGCUGACCGUCCUCAAGCACUUCUCGUCAUGGGAAAAGCACGCUGCGGACUAUGGCUUCAAGGCACCAACGUUUGAGAAGCUGAUCAUGCGCGUGCUCUCGGUGAUUGAACUCAUCUUCUACCGACGUUUCAUCACUUCAGUGACGAUGGCGGAGCUCACCCAGUCAGGUCAGCGCUUUACCCACUUUCCAUACGCUCUCUAUGCUGUAGACAAGCACUACUUUAGUGGCAAACACCACUUGUACGGCUACAAGGUCGAAGCAGCUAUGUCACCAGAUGGCCGAUGUGUUGCCAUGUCUACUGCAAUCCUGGAUCUGUGCACGACCUUACCAUUAUGA